Molecule: messenger RNA, 2450 nt
Organism: Cuscuta epithymum
Lineage: Eukaryota; Viridiplantae; Streptophyta; Magnoliopsida; Solanales; Convolvulaceae
Source: the annotation of a GenBank genome assembly
CAAAACCAGGCGGAUGAUCCCUUUGUAGUUUACUUUCAGGUCACUCCAGAGUCCAGACCUAUCACUUUCCUGAUUCUUUUUAAGAUGAUGUAAAAGGUUGCUUCCACACAAAAGGGUUGAGGCAAAUCAAUUAGGUGGCAUGACAUCAAGGUACAUUUGAUCAUAUAUCUACUCUUAUUUACACAGUUUUUGUUGCAUCGAAUCAUUAUAGGAUGUAUAGAGUUGCUUCUACGCAAAAGGGUCGCGCCAAGUCAAUUAAAUGGCAUAAUAUCGAGGUUUGGAAUUCAAGAACUGAACCAUAUACGACGGAAUAGCUUGAUGAUCUCAGAAACGCGUGGGCUAGGUUUAUUUUAGAUGAAGUUAUGAAUAUGUAUGAAUUGUGAACAUGAAGCAGACUUGAGUUGAUACAAAUUAAAUUUGUAAGAAUUGUGAUACAAAUUAAAUUUGUACUUUUGAGUUGAUUAUGUGUGAAACAAUUAUACUAUUAUUCUGGAUGUAGUACUUAGGAGACUCUGUCCGAUCGUCGCGAUUUGGGGCGGUUUCCGGUGGAAUUUUUUGAUGAAAUUUUUUGAGCAUCUUAUUCAUCAAGUCUAGUUUACUCAUAUCAAAGUCCGACUAAAAAUUUAAUCGAGAGCGCAUUCAAAUUAAUUCGAGAACGCAAAAAUGUGUAGUUAUCUUUAAGAAUUAAUUUGAAUGUGUUCCCGAUUGAAUUUUUUGGUGAAAUUUGGUAUGAGUAAACUAGACUCGGUGAAUAAGAUGCUCAAAAAAUUUCAUCAAAAAAUUCCACCGGGAACUGCCCCAAAUCGCGACGGUCGGACAAAACCUUCUAUAGAAGGACUUAAUUGACCUUUUUAUGAAAGUUCGAGAACCUAUUUGACAGUUUUCCCUAAAUCGAAAGAUGAAUGAAUUUCUAUUUAAAUAUUUAUUAUCACACUUGAUCGAUACAGAUUCCAGACCCGCCCGUCUGAUGCUCUCGUGCAAGAGAUCCGAACAUCCAAUCCAAGUUACUGACUCCGUUUGGUAAAUAGCUUUUUGUCCAAUACGGGUUAACUCAUUUGAAGUACAUCAACCCGCUAGAAAACAAACCAGCCACUAUCCAAUGAACACUGUACAAUGCAUUAGAUUGCUUUUACUAAAAGCAGCUUUUUCGUAAAGCUUUUUGAAAAAGCAAGUUUUUUUGUAAAUAUCCAAGAUUCAUUAUUGAGGACCGCAGAUGAAGAAAUAAGACCAAUGGAAUCAUAUUAAUUAAACCUCCUGUGAAGAAACUGCAGAUAGUGAGAUAUCAAAGAAAAAGAAAAUGAUAGCGGAAACCCACCUUUCGAAAAUUAACACAUACAACUUUCAAAUCGGCGGCGUGGAUGUCAAGACUCGAGUGGUCGACGACGCAAAGCUUGUGCCGGCAGCUCUGUUAGAGCUGGGCGUCGGCGGCGACGGCGGAGCACAUCCCAUCGUUGGGCUGGACGUGAAAGUAUCCUCGAAUCUGUUCGGAAGGCGUAAAAGAUGCGAUCUGUUGAUCUUAUGCACCGGAUCCAACGGCCUAAUCCUGCAAUUAAAUCCCAUGAGACGCCGAAAUAAUGCCCUUCGAACAGUCGCUGAUUUCCUGAGUUUGAAGGAUGUUUCUUUCGUGUGUCCCAAUGGAUUUAGAAAGAGCACUCGUGGUCUACCGCUGUUUGUAUACGCUAAUCACACCAUUACGACGUACGGGCGUUUCCGGAAAACAACCCGAAACGCGUCCUUUGACUGCUCGGAGAUUGGGGCCGUUGAGGUCGGUGAUUACGCCGCCAGGGCUCUGAGAAACCCCAAGCUUCUCAGGUGUGAGUCGUUCACUAAACUGGGGAAGGAAGCAGGGGUGGACCUCACUACUGGGAAUUCAGAUAAUGGAAAAUUAGCCAAACGGCGACCAAAGUGGGACGCUGAGGUUUUCUCCGACGAGGAAGUUCUCUCUGUUAUGCAUGAUGCUGCUGCCUGCUAUCGGAUUGUCCACAAGCUUCUUCAGUCUCCAUGAGUAAUGAACUUCACCAUCUUAUUUGUGAUUUGUCUUUGCCCAUCCAAUCCACCAAUUUCCAGUAAUUUGCAGUUACCUCUAAUUAGCUGGGUGCGCUACAAGUCUAAAACUGCUUCUAUUUCUUUACUACGGAGUAUUAUUAUUUGUCAUUAUUAUGUUAUUGUUAUUUUACAGCCUCAACUCUCAUUUCAUGUGCAGUUUAUAUAUGCCUGUAUUGUGGUACGUUAUGACAUUCUUAGUUUUGUUGAACUUUGUAUGAUGUUGCAAGAAAUAUUGUGGUUAUACUUUUACUAUUGUUUGUUUUUUAGUUUUACUUGUUUAGUUUAGUUUGUGAUGUACUUUUUACAUUCAUUUUGUGGGAUGUAAUUUGCGGAGUAAAUUAUAUUUCUUGUAUGCAAUUUGUCGUUGUAAGCACCAAAACAGAUGUAAGAAAGUAUUAUAGGUU